This is a messenger RNA of Priapulus caudatus, 1457 nucleotides long. RefSeq lists its product as uncharacterized. The record is from RefSeq and is a predicted model, not a curated record. Bases 112 to 558 code for a protein of 148 amino acids. The transcript has 2 exons. Lineage: Eukaryota; Metazoa; Priapulida; Priapulimorpha; Priapulimorphida; Priapulidae.
AUAUCCACCGUGUCACCUGGUGCACAUGUCACUAAUGUGCACAGUCCACAGUGGCAACUGGUGAAGGUGUCACCCGUAUGCAAAGGGUCAACUGGUGGAGGUGUCACCAGUAUGCACAGUGUCAACUGGUGGAGGUGUCACCAGUAUGCACAGUGUCAACUGGUGGAGGUGUCACCAGUAUGCACAGUGUCAACUGGUAGAGGUGACACCAGUAUGCACAGUGGCAACUGGUGGCGGUGUCACCAGUAUGCACAGUGUCAACUGGUGGAGGUGUCACCAGUAUGCACAGCGUCAACUGGUGGAGGUGUCACCAGUAUGCACAUUGUCAACUGGUUAAGAUGUCACCAGUAUGCACAGCGUCAACUGGUUAAGAUGGCACCAGCAUGCACAGCGUCAACUGGUGGAGGUGUCACCAAUAUACACAGCAUCAACUGGUGGAGGUGUCACCAGUAUGCACAGUGUCAACUGGUGGAGGUGUCACCAGUAUGCACAGUGUCAACUGGUGGAGGGGUUUCGUGUAGGCAAGAGUAUGCACCAGGUGCUAGAGGACUCGUAUAGUAUGGCACCCAGUAGCUGCUCUCUGGCAGCUAGUAGCCCCCCCCCCACCCAGCGAUUCACUAGCAGCAAUUCUGUCAUGCUAAGCAGGCUUCAUUUGCGUGCCGAGCAAAAGCAUUGGUGCACACCAGAUAUGAAGGGUCGUGACGUGUCACUACAACAAAGACUGUUGGUGUACACAUCAUCCUAGCUGGCCUUCAAGGGCACAUGACAGUGACCAGGUCAAUAUUACAUAGCACCAUGGAGUGAAGAAAAAAACGAAAUCAUUGAUCAUGUUGCGUGAAUGUUGAGAGUAAAUACAGUAGCGUUACUACAUUAUAUCAAAUGUAUAUUUCGGUACACAUAAAUAGCACUAUCCAGUUAUCAGUAGUGGAUUAACAGUCUGGUGCAAGACUGGCGGUGAUAGAAUUCUUUCUAGCCAGAUAUCUAUGUUUUAUGUCUAUCGCAGUAAGACACAGUCAUUUCGCGGGGAAAGUUUGCCGAUGUGUGGGGUUUAAAUGAGGAUUGAUACCAAGAAAGAUUGUGUGAUAUUUGAGGCAACCUCUGAAUGAUUAAAUGGAUACAUGGCCCCUAGGUUCCUUGCAUAUUUUCAGUUAAAAUAGGUUAAAUUACGCUACAUAAAAAAUGUCAUUGUUCAAUAUUAAUUUGAAAUAUUUUUUUUUACGUUUUAAAACUAAUGGCUGUAUCAUUGCUUACAACGGCGGUGGCGCCACUACUAGCCAGCCAAUCAACUUUCAAAGUUGCGCAUCACAACUUUUUGACUGGAGGCUACAGACUGAGGGUGUUUCUUAUUUAUAAAUUUAAGAUGAGAAGGAUUGCAAUAUCUUAUAAACAACUUUUAGAUUCCGUGUUAUAAUCUGGACGAAUUUGUCUUAAAAUAAAAAUCGUUCAGUUAAAUUGCA